AUGGAAGAGGAUAGAGUCAUCAAUCACCUACAUACAAUUGCAGACAGCGGAGACAUUCUUGCCGUAAAAUGAAACCCUGAUGAUUCUCAUUUAGCAACUGCUUGUGCUGAUGGGACUGUCAAAAUUUAUGCAAGUUCAAGUGGAAAUUUCAUUAGGACUUUGAACUGUCGACUAACUGCAGAUCCAAUGCCAGUUACAGCACUGCAAUGGAGACCACCUACUUCUCAGACCAAAACAAAAAAUGUCCUAGUUGCGACCACAGCUGAUGGAGGAGUCCUCCAUUGGCACGCCACUUCUGGGAAAAUUCUGCAUACGAUCAGAUUUGAUCAAGAAAAUCAAGUAUUCUGCGUGGAUUAUGACCUUGAAGGCAAAUAUUUUGCAGUUGGCAGCAAAGAUAUGAGUGUAAGAGUUUAUGAUGAGUCUACUAACUCCCCCCCCUCCGUGAGUGAACAAAACUAUUAGAAAAAUCCCUAUUUUUUGCCCAAAAGCCACCCUCCGUGAGUGAACAAAAAUUUUUUUAAUAGAAAAAAUUUUGAUAUAUAAGUGAUAAUUAGUAUAAUGAAAUCUAGAGCUAAUUCUGUUUAAUUUUAAACAAAUUGCUUUUUAAAACAUAAAUUUUAUAAAUUAAAUUAAUAUUUGCUUUCCAAUUUUUUGCGAAUUAGAUUUUUUAAAUUUCGAAAAAAAAAUAUUUUUUAUAAAUUGUUUUAAAAAAAAUUUAACCCCCUCCGUGAGUGAACAAAAUUUUUUGUUCACUCACGGAGCGGGGGGGAGUAAAACUAUUAUUGCCGAAAUGCAGCCUGGAUGGGGAGAUGUGAUUGGGCAUGGUUAGGCUUUGUUAAUUAAAGUAAUGAAUUAGCCAUAUUGGCGACAUAGUCAGCUUUUUGACUCUAGUCCAAAGGGUCUAUCAUCCAAAACGGGUGCUACUUCCGGUACCUUCUGCCUCAUCCUUGUCUUGGGCUUCAGUCUUUAGUGUUUAUUGGUUUUUGCGACUCUGCGACAGGCGAUUGGGAGCAGUUUGACUCCAAGAAUUAGUUCCUUAGAGUCUGUCGGGUGUUGAAGUGUCUUCAUUCAACAGCUGCAGGCAAAAGACUGCUCCCUGAGGCCUGGACCCAAAAAUCCAAUUUUUUGUAGAGGAAUGGCAAUGGGUCUUUGGAUUCAAAGGACGUUGUCGGGUACCUCCAUUUCCAACCACAGGAAAGUAGCCAAACCUACCCAGAUGCACAUUAACUGAAGCUGCAUUUGAUUCUUAACUCGUAGUCUUUCCUAUUUUGCCGUGACAAAAAAGUCUGUGCUGUUGAACCAAGAGGGCAGGCUGACAUGUGUCACCAUUUUUAAAUGUAUUUUGGUUGGGCAUGGAAAUAGGAUUUUUUCAGUUAAGUGGAGAGAUGAAAACACUAUUAUUAGCGCGGGAUGGGAUAAUAAUAUCAUUAUUUGGGAUGUCAGAGCACAGCGAGCUGUCCGAGCAAUAUUUGGGCCUCAUAUAUGUGGCGAUUCCAUGGAUAUAUGUGAAAAUAAACUUCUAACUGGAAGUUACAAUAUAAAAGAUCAGCUUCAGCUAUGAGAUUUAAACACUGGCCACAAUAUUUUUACUCAAACUGUAGUUUCCAAUAGUAGACCAUGUCUAAUUUAUACAGCGCAAUUCAGUAAAUCAGAUAUGGGAACGAUUAUUGCAGCAGGUGGAUCUGGAAGCGAUGAAGCUUAUUUUUAUGACUCUGAAACACUGAGACCUUUUGGAAUUUUAUCAAAUCUGACUCAUGCUGUUUAUUCCAUAGACUUUGCUCACACAUCUAAUAAGUUGGCGGUUGCAAGCGGGGAUGGCUCAAUUAGGGUAUUCGAGAUUGCUAAAAAUAGACAGGAUUAA
Molecule: messenger RNA, 1861 nt
Organism: Blepharisma stoltei
Lineage: Eukaryota; Ciliophora; Heterotrichea; Heterotrichida; Blepharismidae
Source: the annotation of a GenBank genome assembly